UCAAUAAUAAUGCGACACCUAAGUGACUUUACAAAACAUCUUUAUGGAAGCAUCCCAAAAAAUAUAGCUAAACACAAAUCAAAGAAGGUAAAUUGUGUAUAGUGAAAAAAUAGAGUUUUGAGAGAAAAAGUGGUAAUUUACAGCAGAAGUAAUUGAACAAAAAUGUUGUUGACUAUCGAAAGCUUACUCUAACCAACUCUUCUAGUAAAGAUUCGUGAAGAAAAGCAUCUUUAACUAACUAUAACUAACAAAUUAAAAUUCUGUUAGAACUAGCCAUUAGUGUUAGUCAUUAUCAAGCAAUUUUGCUCUCCUUCCUCAAUACCCCCUCAAACUAAAGUUGUUGUAUAGAUAUUAUCUCAGUAUGGGCUGCACAUAUGGAUCGAUAUUCUGCCUCUAUGCUACUCCUACUAACCUUGGUUUGCUUAUUACUCUUCCAAAAUAUGAUAUUAUUAUCCAAAUAAAUACGAAAACCAGUAAUUGACUUCCUAUCUUCAAGAUCCCCUCUCCUCAAUCUGCAUUUACAAAGGAAAGAAUCCUAAAAUUAGUGGCUUUGGAAAACACAAUUCCAUGACUUACUGUACCCUAUAAGUAUCUCAAGAUCUUCUUCACACUUUUCCAAUGUUGCAAUGUCUGGCCUUAUUAUUGUCAAAUACUGAAGAGCUCCUACUGUAGAUUUAUAUUUAGUAGUAUUCUCAAAUAGUUCAAAAUCGCUCAAGUAAAGUUUAGAAUCUGAGGACAUAGGUGUUGGUAAUGGUUUAGAGUUCUCCUUUCCAUAUUUCUCUAGCAUAUUUGGCUUGUGAAAUCAUCAACUCCCUGUGUAGAAGAUAUGCUUUCUCCAAUCCCAGAAAGUAACUAAAUCUGCCAAGAUCUUUUAAAAAAAAGGUUGUUCAACUGUGAUAUUAAAAUUUCAAUGACUUUGGAAUCAUUCUCUGUAACUAUAAUAUCAUGUACAUACAAUAAGAGAUAGGUAAUAUUAGUUUAAGUAUGUCUUACAAAUAAUGAUACAUUUGAUUUAGUAUUUUUAAAUCCAAACUUGUAUAGUGUUGUUGCCAGUGUCUUGAACCAAGCUCGAGGAACUUGUUUCAAGCCAUAUAUGGCUUUAUUAAGUUUACAAACAAGUGUUAUUGGAGCACUCAUAUCUUUGUGCUUGAAGUUUAUAGACAUUCUCUUCAAAUUUUUCAUUCAAAAAGGCAUUGUCGAAGUCGAAUUGUCUUAAUGGCCAACCUAAGGGUAUAGCAAUGAUGAGAAUCACCUUUACUGUGGUUGAUCUGAUCACUGGAGAGUAGAUUUGUUCAUAGUGUACUCCUUCUUUUUGAUGAAAUUCCUUGCCAACUAGCCUUGCUUUAUAUCUCAGAAUAUCACCUUGUUGAUUUCUUUUGAUGGCAAACACCCAUUUACUCCCUAUAAUUGUUUCAUUUACUAGUGCUUUUGUGAGAGUUCAUAUUCCACAUAUGUUCAGUACUUGCAUCUUAAUAUUCAUUGUCUCUUUUUAGUGUGAAUAGUUGAGUGCUUAUUUGACAUUUGAUGGUAUGUUGUUGAUAAGGUCAGGAGUUUGAAUCACUAAUGCUUUUGAUUUGAUGUGGCUAGAUUUGGCUCUUGUAAUCAUAGAGCGUGUGUUUAAUGGUGUGAUGGGGGGAGGCAUACCGCCAUGCCACUUAUAGGUAUAGGAGUUUCUGUGUGCUGGUGAUGAUGAAGAGUUUCUUGUUUUGAUUGUGUAUUAGAAGGUGUAGUAGUGGCACUCCUAUAAGGUCUUAAAAAAGGAAAGUGUGCACAUUCAAACACUUUAAAGAGAUUAAAGUUGAUGAAAUAAAACCUCAUGGACUUUUAUUAUCAACAAUACUUGUUGGAAGUCUAUUGAUUAUUAUAAGACAUCCUCCCAGAAUUUCAUAGGGAGAGAGACUGUUGCUAAAAGGGAUAGAUCCAUUUCAGUAAUAGGAUUUUGACCCUCUAAGGUUUGAAUUUUACCUUAAAGAGACUGGUGUUAGGUGAUGGCUUGCACCAGAAUCUGCAAGCCAUGAGGCUUCACUGACGAAUGAAGAUGGGGAAGUUAGAUAGGCAGUUGAAUGAUGAAAAUUGGCUGGAGGUGGUGGAGGUUGAGCAUUGAUAUAUGGGGUUUGUUUUGCUGAAAAAUUAUUACCAGAAUUUAGGUUGAAAGAUUGGUCAAACCUAUGGUAACAGUUCCACACCACGUGGCCUAACCUCCCACGAAGUUGACAUUGCAUUCUUGAAUUAUUGUUGUUGUUAAAUCCAAAUCUUCCACCUCCUAUAAUGUUUCUUCCACGUCCUCGUCUAUAAGUAUUGCUACGGUUGAAAUCAAAAUUUAGUGAAGAAUUCUACAUAUAAUGAGCUACAUGCAUACCAGAUUCUGACUUCUUGAAGUGCUCUAGCAUUUCUUCGUAAGAAAGCAAGAAAGCUUCAAUCUCUACAAUUCUAAAGGGUCCCUUUUCUGCUGUCACGGAAGAGAUGUAAACUGCAUAUUCUUCAUUAAGUUCUUCAAUGACGGCUUGAAGAUGAUCAUCCUCAAAUACUUCAUAUCCUACAGAAAAUAAUGAAUCCACAAUUUUGCAAAUCUUGGACAAAAACUCAGCAGCUGAACUAGUCUUCUUGCAAGAUCUUAAUUGACUUUUGAGACUUUGUAUACUUGCAGAUAGUCAUCAAUCCUUUCCCAAACUUCAUGAAAUCUAGAGAGGUGAAUGACUUUGUUUUUUAUUCAAUUGGUCUUGGAAUCAACAAGCCAUGUGAAGAAUAUACAAAUAUAUGUGAGAAAAAUAUGUUGAAAACGGUUGAAAGAAAGAAGCUACAACUUGGUUCAGCAUCAACAUCACUGCUGUUUGCCACAAUCCUUGGCAUCAUUCAAGCUGCAGUUCUUAUAUUUGCAGACAAACCCCUAUUAGGUGCAAUGGGUCUCAAACAUGGUUCUCCUAUGCUAGACCCUGCCGUAAAGUACUUGAGAUUGAGAUCGUUAGGUGCACCUGCAAUGCUUCUCUCACUAGCCAUGCAAGGAAUCUUUCGAGGAUUCAAGGACACAAAAACUCCUUUAUAUGUCAUUCUUUUCGGAUAUGCAUUGAAUAUCAGUUUAGACCCACUACUCAUUUUUCAUUGCAAUUUGGGUCUCACGGGUGCAGCCAUUUCACAUGUCGUCUCCCAGUUCUUCAUGGCAUUGAUUCUAUGGAUGAUAUUAAUCAGAAAAAUGGUACUUCUACCACCAGGCUUUAAGAAUUUGCAGAUCUUCAGGUUUCUGAAAAAUGGAGGGAUGUUAUUGGCGAAAGUAAUAGCGGCAUCGUUCUGUGCCACGCUGGCAUCGUCAUUGGCAGCAAGAUUAGGGGCAAUUCCAAUGGCGGCAUUCCAAACUUGCCUCCAAGUGUGGCUCACUUCUUCCCUUAUUGCUGACGGUUUAGCUGUUGCCGUACAGGCAAUUCUAGCAUGUUCCUUUGCUGAGAAAGACUAUGAGAAAGUAAUUGCUGCUGCAGCAAGGACGCUACAAAUGGGGUUUGUUUUGGGAGUUGCUCUCUCUCUUCUUGUCGGCAUUGGAAUGUACUUUGGAGCUGGACUUUUCUCCAAAACUAUCCCUGUUUUGCACAUAAUCAGAAUAGGCCUUCCGUUUGUUGCUGCUACACAACCAAUCAAUUCAUUGGCCUUUGUAUUUGAUGGUGUGAACUAUGGUGCUUCUGAUUUUGCUUAUUCUGCAUACUCCUUGGUCAUGGUGGGAUUUGCAACUGUUGCUUCAUUACUUAUUCUCUCAAAGAGCAAAGGUUUCGUGGGAAUUUGGAUUGCUCUUACCAUCUUCAUGAGUCUUCGCAUGUUUGCUGGUUUUUGGAGAAGAAAAUUCAAGCAGUCACCAAAAACAAAAAAAGAAGAAAAUUCAAGCACUAAUAUAGAACCGAUCAGAAACUAUAAAUGUAUGUUAUCAAGUACUAAACCUAUCACAUCAAGUGGUUAUUGCUUCGGUUACUUAAAUAAUGUUAUAAACUCAGAUGGGGUUAGACAUUAGUCGUUGUC
Messenger RNA from Arachis ipaensis, 3999 nucleotides. Lineage: Eukaryota; Viridiplantae; Streptophyta; Magnoliopsida; Fabales; Fabaceae. The record is from RefSeq and is a predicted model, not a curated record.